GCGUGCUGCGCCAAAAUGCCUCAGUGGAGAGUGGCGCUCUGCGGUUCAGGGACCGGAAGUAGUCGGAGGACAUCUAUUGAAGUGACACAAGGUCUGAGGCGUUUCGGGUUUUGGUGUUUGCACCGGGGCGAAAAGAAGUGAAUUUAUCCCAAAUCUUUUCAGUGGAAAAAUAUUCACAAGAGACUGUUUGUGACCCUAUCAGGAAGUGGGAAGAAUUGUGGAAGCUAGAUAUGAAAUUAUUAUUACAGCAGAGCCAAGACCUUGAAAUAAUCCUGUUAAAUCCCAGAAUCAUUUUGCAUUGGCUAUGGGAAAGUGUCCACAUGAUUCUGUCAUCCUGCUGUUGGGGCGGGAAUCUUCAGAGGCUGUUCAAUAAGGUAACAAAAUGACCACAGGAGCAGAUGUCCGAGAUAUACUGGAACUGGGUGGAACAGAUUCUGAGAAUAUAGGAACCAUUAAUAAGAAAGACAUAAUCAAUUCUGAUAAGAAAAAAUCCAAGAAAUCAUCAGAAACCCUAACGUUUAAGAGACCAGAAGGAAUGCACCGGGAGGUGUAUGCAUUGCUGUACUCUGAUAAAAAAGAUGCACCUCCUCUUCUGCCAAGUGACACGACACAGGGCUACCGCACCGUCAAGGCAAAACUAGGCUCCAAAAAAGUGCGGCCUUGGAAAUGGAUGCCCUUCACGAACCCUGCGCGGAAGGAUGGGGCAAUGUUCUACCACUGGCGGAGGGCAGCAGAGGAGGGCAAAGAUUACCCUUUCGCCAGAUUCAACAAAACUGUACAAAUUCCAGUCUACUCAGAGCAAGAAUAUCAGAUGUAUCUUCAUGAUGAUGCUUGGACCAAAGCUGAAACAGACCAUCUUUUUGACUUAGCCAGAAGGUUUGAUCUCCGCUUUGUGGUCAUUCAUGAUCGUUAUGAUCAUCAGCAGUUCAAAAAGCGGUCAGUUGAAGACCUGAAGGAGCGCUACUAUCACAUCUGUGCCAAACUGGCCAAUAUUCGUGCUGCUCCAGGCACUGACCUGAAAAUCCCUGUCUUUGAUGCUGGUCAUGAAAGACGCCGGAAGGAACAGUUAGAGAGGCUAUAUAACCGAACGCCAGAACAGGUGGCAGAAGAGGAAUAUCUGAUCCAGGAGCUGAGAAAAAUUGAAGCCAGGAAGAAAGAGAGGGAGAAGCGAACACAAGACUUGCAAAAACUCAUUACUGCUGCGGACACAACCACUGAACAAAGACGUGCGGAACGCAAGGCACCCAAGAAAAAGCUGCCACAGAAGAAAGAAACUGAGAAACCUGCUGUCCCUGAAACUGCUGGCAUCAAGUUUCCAGACUUCAAGUCUGCAGGUGUCACGUUGCGGAGUCAGAGGAUGAAACUGCCGAGCUCCGUGGGACAGAAGAAGAUUAAAGCCUUGGAGCAGAUGCUGAUGGAACUCGGAGUAGACUUGAACCCAAUGCCAACGGAGGAAAUUGUGCAGAUGUUCAACGAGCUACGCAGUGAUCUAGUGCUACUCUAUGAGCUUAAACAAGCCUUUGCAAACUGUGAAUAUGAGCUGCAGAUGUUACGCCAUCGCUAUGAGGCACUGGCCAAGGCAGGCAGCUGUGGACCCAGUUCAGAUGGUGGCUUGCAUGCUGAUGGACAGUCAGGCUUGAACACUGAAGAAGGCAAAGGUGAUGGCAAGGAACAGAUCAUUGACGUGGUGGGGGCACCCCUCACACCUAAUUCGCAACAGAGAAAGCGCAGAGAAUCUGCUUCAAGUUCUUCAUCUGUCAAAAAGGUGAAGAAGCCAUGAGCAAUGAGAGAUCGCAGCUCCUUAGACGUUGAAGAAUCGGAGCACUGACUGUAGGUUCAAGAGGGCACCAGUUACCCAUUACAGUGGCAAUGAGGAUUGUUUUAAUGCUCUUGUCCUCUUCUGCCUGAGGUAAAAAGGACUGGAUGAGAUUGCAUAGCAAAUUUGUAUUUGUUGAUGCCGUGGUUAUUGUAUUGUUUUUUAUAUCGCUGAUUUUUGUAAAUUUCUUUGUAAAUAUAGAAAAGCUGUUACCUCUUGUUCUGUCUAAUAUGAAUUGAGUAUGGGGUGUGUGUAUAGGAAAUCAACAUCAGUAUGAUCUGACAGAUAUAUCGUUGUCCCAAUUUCUCUUUGAAUUGGGAGUGGGCAGUCAGUCAGACCUUUAGAUUAUGAAUUGUUUUUGUGAAUAAGGUAAGCAAAAGGGUAAAAACAUGGUCAGAAUGUUCUGGUAUGAUGCUGCACUUGAGCAAUGAAUGUGGAUGCUGAUAUUAUAAAAUAGUGGCAAACACUUGAGUUCAAUGGCCUAAAUCCUAUUCCAUCAAGGGGAUUUAUUUAUAUAUACUGUAUUUGACUUACCAUUCAGUAGUUAAUUCAGUGGGUUCGGUUGAGAUUACCAAUAAGAUUCAGACCACAGUUUUAAGUUGAAACUACAGCCAUAGAAAGAGCAGCAUGAACAAACAUACAGAUAUAGAAAGACAUAAAUGUGUGCUUUUUCUAUCUCCCAUUUUUGCCACUUUCUUCACUUUCUACUGUUGAAAGUAUUGAUUUUCCAUGUACUUGGGCUACACUGAAGAACAUUUAGCCAUUGGUUGAGCAUUUAGCCACUAACACCGAUUCCUUGCUUUUGGCAUUAAAUAGUGUCUUAUGGGAUAAGCCAUGAUCUGUAUACAUUCCAUGCAAAUGACAACUGUUCUGAAGAAGAAAAUGUUCUAGUGGAUAGACGUACCUUUUGUAGUAGGCAAAAAUAGUGAGGGAGCUAUUGCCUCUGCUUGAAAUUGUAUCUGCUGUCUGUAAGUUUGUUUAAACAUUGGUACUAAAUAAUUCAGGCAUUUGGCUUCAUUAAUUAUGGGCCUCUUUUUGAUAACUAAAUUCAGAGGUUACAUCUUUAUUUUUCUCAUCUCUCAGGCUGAGGGCCGGGCUGUGGCGCUGGCUGGUUAGUAGCCAGCUGCAAAAAAUCACUAUGACCAAGAGGUCAUGAGUUCGAGGCCAGCCCGUGUCGGAGUGAGCAUCCGACCAUUAAAAUAAAAAAAUAGCCCUGAUUGUUGUUGACCUAAGCAACCCGAGAGCAUCUAUGAAGUAGGAAAUUUAGGUACCAUUUACGUGGGGAGGCUAAUUUAACUAAUUUACGACACCAUAAAAUCAUCCAGCAGCGUUUGGAAUGAGGAAGUCGGCAUCACAGUGGAUGAUGAAGCAGCUGCUCUCCCUGUGGCCGGAAUUGAACAUACCCUCAGGAAGCUGGAGAAGGUUAAAUUGCCUCUGUGUCUCUAUGUUCAUAUGGCAUUGAAUGUUUGCCAUGUAUGUGUACAUUGUGAUCUGCUCUGAGUCCCCUUCGGGGUGAGAAGGGUGGAAUAUAAAUACUGCAAAUAAAUAAAUUUCUCAGUCCUGUCACUA
Messenger RNA from Anolis carolinensis (green anole), 3385 nucleotides. It is a transcript of the gene dmap1, whose product is annotated as DNA methyltransferase 1 associated protein 1. Bases 383 to 1780 code for a protein of 465 amino acids. Lineage: Eukaryota; Metazoa; Chordata; Lepidosauria; Squamata; Anolidae. Gene Ontology annotation, cellular component: NuA4 histone acetyltransferase complex; nucleus; Swr1 complex. The record is from RefSeq and is a predicted model, not a curated record. Gene Ontology annotation, biological process: DNA repair; chromatin remodeling; negative regulation of transcription by RNA polymerase II. Gene Ontology annotation, molecular function: transcription corepressor activity. The transcript is spliced from 13 exons.